ACAGCUGUUGGUUCAAAAUUCCUCUGCAGAUUUUGCCGGCGUUUUGUUUCUUUUGGGAAAUUGAAUACCGGCUGCCAAGAUGAUGCAUCUGGAGCGGUAUGUGACGAAGAUCAAGCCUGCGGUGGAGGGAUUCAUCAAGGAGCCCAGCAAGGACACGCUGGCCCAGGUGGAGCGCGAAAUCGAGGGAUUCAACUUUGGAGAAAUGCGCAUUUACCAGGUGCAAACGGUGGUGCCACUGGUGCUCAAACUGGACGAACUGACGGGGGAAAACCAGGAGCUGCGCACCAGUUUGAUGAACUGCCUCAGCAGCAUUGUAUCCCAAACUUACCUGGCGGACGAAAAGGGUUUGCGCUCCAUCCUGGUGGUGGUGCUGCAACAGGUACGCGACUCCAAGGCAGCCAUCAUGCGACCCAAUCUCUCCGAGGAAAUCAAACUGGCUGCCAUCAAGUGCAUAUUCGAGGCACUGCGUCGCUCGACCAGCGAUGUGCUGGAGUCUUUCUACGUCAAGGAGACGGCGAUGGUCGUUGGCCAGAUACUGCUGAUGCUCCUGGAGAUCAUCGAGCAGGAAAGGUAUCGCAAACUCGUCCAGACAGCCCUUCAGUGCUUGAUGCUGGUUUUCUACGUCCAUGACGAUUCCGACCACGCGGAUGUGGUGCUGCGCAGUCAGGUGGCCAACACCAUAUUCAUUUUCCUUCCCAAGGUCCUCAUUGUGCUGUUCAAAACAUCCAUGAAAGACGACAAGGUGGGCGAGGCCAUCAAAUCGAUGGCCAUUCAAGCACUGGGUCGCAUAAUCAACAUCAUGUUCGAGGAAACCACAGAGGAGUUUAUGAAAAUGCGCUACGAUGUGGAGGCAUUUCGAAAACUCUUCAAGACCUCCACAGAUAAUAUGGCCGAGAAUAGCGACUACACAUUUUUCGGCAGCAAAAAGACUUCUACCGAACAAAAUGAGGAGCGACUGCAUCAAAUGCAGGCGGAGCUUCGUUCGGUUCAGUGGGUGGCGGCCACAUCUCGACGUCUGCGGCCAAUUUUUGUGGAGACCAGUAUUCUGAGGGCAAACAGCGCGCUGAGGAUUAGGGAAAGCUACUGCGACAUGUGCUGUCUGCUGCUCAAGCAUUGUGCCCACAAUCUGAGGGGCAACUUCCUGCACGUGCUGGAGAGCGUUUUGGCCAUGUCGGAGGACGAGAACGAGAAGAUAGCCGUGGAGUGCAGGGAAACCCUGAUUCUGUUGCAGCAACAGCCCACCAGCCGUGGCAUUUUCGACGAGAAUGCCGAAAUGCUGUUGGAUGCGCAUCUCAACAAAUGGCCACGCAUCCUGCAUCGCGGCGAGGACAACGAACAGUUCGCAGAGCUGCUCUUCUUCAAGGGAUUCCUGCGCAACGUCAAUGCCGAUAAGUUGCAGCUGCUGCUGCUGGUUCCCAAAAACCUGGAGAUGUUCGUGAGCUGUCUGCUAACAGCUCUUGAUCAACGGCCAACCAGGGAUCUCCUAAAUGAGGAGUACUCCCUCCGUCGAAUUCGCGAAGGCAAUUCCAAGGGCCUGGCCGCCGAACUAGCCAAGCUGCCUUGGCGCCAGUUCAAGUAUCUCGCCUCCAAGCGCACCGUCGACAUUCUAUACGAUAUUGGAGCCAUGUUGGGUGCCCAACCUUCCCUGAAUCGCCUUAUCUUCGAUUACUGUCAAGAGCUUAUUCAGCAGAGGUCGUCUUCGAUGAACGAGUGCGUGCUACUCCUCACUUUGAUGAUCACGCCGCAGGAGAAGAAGGCUCGCGAAAGUCGUUUGGUGCUGGCUAAUCUUUUCUUGGACCAAAUCCUUCGGGAUGAGCAUUGGAACCUGGCCCUGCAGCCGGACUCAGCGUGGCGUCUCAAGGUCAACAAGCCAACCCAUUGGUUUGAGGAACGCACCCCUGGCCUCUAUUCAUCGGCCGUGGAGGUGCGCACCCAGGACUGCGAUUCCGACGACGAACAGGCAGAGGUGGUCGCCAGUCGGGUAACCAUUGCAGACGCCCAGUUCAAUGUGCUGCACACCUGCUUGAUUUUGGAUGCAGUGGGAAACUGUGCCAGGUUCAUUGGCGAUACCUUCGACAGGCAUAUAUUUUUGAGUCUGCACAAAGUGCUGCUCAAGGUGGCCAGCAGUAACACCAUCGUUCAUCAGGCGGCCAGUUUCGCCUUCGUUUCCAUGCAGCUAGCACUCAGAUAUGCCGAGCCCUCUCAUUUUAUAGAGUGCUCCACGGACUACAUCACUUUCCACCUGAACGCCUUGCUGAAACGCUCGCCGGACAGCACAGCCGCCGUGGACAUUCUCACCGUUGUGCUGCAGUACAGCACUCGGGGCAAUGUGCCGCACCUGGACAGCUUAUUCCAAACCAUACGCGAGGAGUGCUCCAAAUCGCAUCAGUCGACCAAUGUGCACUCUUAUCUGCGCGUCUUCAAGGCAUUCCUAAGUCACGUUUCCGACUGGCAAGUUGAUGCAGCUGCGGAGAUCAACGCAGAGCUGCCGAUGCAAGUGGAUGAGGAGCAGAGUGUCCUGAGCACGUGGAUGAGUGUGCUGAAGAAGCCGCAGUUGCUCGAGGAUCUAAAUGGCGAUGCAGACAUGGCCGAGGAGCCAGCUAAGGAUAAAGAUCCAGAGGAUGCGGAGGACACAGAACCAGAGCCCACAAAACCUGUUUUACCGCGCCACGUGGAAAUGGUUAAGGACAUACUGGGUCAAGUAGUCAAGUUCAUUUCCACCGCCAAUCAGGCACAGCAGAUCGCAGCUCUCGAAUGCUUCUCCAGUGGUUUGCCAUUGCUGGCGGACUAUGAGAACGAGCUGUUGCCACUGGUGCAUCUGGUGUGGCAGCCACUUGUCGAAAAGUUCCGUCAGAAGGACGCUCUGGUGCUAAACCGUUGCUUCACCUUGCUGCACUUGCUGGGCGUUCAUGCCAAGGACUUUAUACUGAAACGAAGUCUCACCGAUGUGAUACCUCAGCUGAAGCAGUUCCUCAAGGCAGCCAGCCUGCACAGCAGCGUGGAAACGCCACUAGCCCAGACUCAGGAGUACAAACUGCAGCUGAAGCUGCUCAAGAGUCUGGCGGACUUUGUACUUGGCCUGCAGAUUGAGGGAAAACAUCUGCACGAUCUGAUGACCACAAUGGUGCUUUACUUAUCGCAGACGCAGCCGCAGGAGCUGCAAAUUCCGGCCAGGGAGUUUUUCCUGCAACUGGCUUCUUACAAUGGACCAUUUGUAUACGUGACGCUUUUGCAGCGAGCCCAUCUCAAGGAUUACCAGGCUAAUGUUAGCCACAUCUUCGGGGUCAUGGGCUUCAGCAUAGCAAGUGGACUCGACCUCGAUUAAUAAAGAACAGACAGUUUUUAUUAUUUCUCAA
This is a messenger RNA of Drosophila takahashii, 3356 nucleotides long. It is a transcript of the gene Tti1, whose product is annotated as Telo2 interacting protein 1. Gene Ontology annotation, cellular component: cytoplasm. The record is from RefSeq and is a predicted model, not a curated record. Gene Ontology annotation, biological process: chromatin remodeling. NCBI's taxonomy places the organism in Eukaryota, Metazoa, Arthropoda, Insecta, Diptera, Drosophilidae.